CUGUCUCCCCCACAUGCCGGUCGUCAGCUCUCUGGUUCCCAGCCAAUCGGACGCAUGUCUCUCCACAGAGGAACUCGGACUGCUGGUCGGGCUACACGUCCAACUCUCUGACUAGUGGGUCCUUCAGCCCAACUUUCCCUUCCACCAGAAGAGGCUGAGCCGGAGGACAGAGCAGGGGAUAUUCGUGUUGUGCUGUGUGUGUGCGUGUGUGUUGGUCCAUCGGUCGUUACGUCAUUCCACCCCGGGCUGCAGGGACCAGCAGAGGGAACCAGGUCUCGUUUAACUUCAGCCCCUGGAUGGAGUGGAUGCUGGUGAGGCGGUGAAGUUCUGCUGGUUCAGCCAGGGACCACAGCCCGGGGGACCACAGCCCGGGGGACCACAGCCCGGGGGACCACAGCCCGGGGGACUACAGCUGGGACCAUGGACUCGUCAUCAGGUCAGAGUUCAGCAGCAGCAGCAGCACACAGAGCUCCGAGGGUCCGGUGAGUGGAGGCGUCUGAGCUGGAAGGGAGGAACGAUGGGGAACUCCUCUGGAUGUCCGGAGCCUCCGGCGGGGAAGGAGCCCAGGCUGGUGUCCUCUCCCCCCAGCGUGCAGAAGCCCAGGGCGGGGAACAAAGUACCGCCGCCCCCGGAUGAGGAGCUGGAGGAGCGCUUCAACACACUUUUGAACACAAUGAACCUGCCGGCUGAUAAAGCCAAGAUGCUGAGUCAGUACGACAAGGAGAAGAAGUGGGACCUCGUCUGUGACCAGGAGCGCUUCAAGGUGAAGUGUCCUCCCUCUGCAUAUUGUGAGAAGCUGAAGGGCUACGUGGACCACGGAGGAGGGGUCGCCAGGAAGUUUAGGAAGCAGGUCCACGAAUCCACCCAGGUUCUGCGAGAGCUGGAGAUCUCUCUGCGGACCAACCAGAUUGGUUGGGCUCAAGAGUUCCUGAACGAGGAAAACCAGGGUCUCAAGGUGCUAGUCGACUACCUGUCCUUCGCCCAAAGCGCUGCCAUGAACGAUAUGGAUAGUUCAGAUGGCAGCUCCUUGCUUGGGUCAGAGAAAGGAAAACUGGACAAGUCUCUGGAAGACCUCCACCGCACCAGCAGUAACUCCCCCAGCCACGGGGCUUCAAAGGGCAGCAAGAUCUUCACAAGCAGGAAAGUUCUGCGGACGUCGCGCGGCGUGAGCCCGAAGGAGGACGUCCACCUCUGCAUCAUGUGCUUACGGGCCAUCAUGAACUACCAGUCCGGCUUCAACCAGGUGAUGAGUCACCCGUCCUGUGUCAACGAGAUCACGCUCGGCCUGAACGACACAAACCCAAGGACCAAGGCGCUGGUGUUGGAGCUGUUGGCGGCCGUGUGUCUGGUGAGAGGAGGUCAUGACAUCAUCCUUGCCGCCUUCGACAACUUCAAAGAGGUGUGUGGAGAGAAGCUGCGCUUCGAGAAGCUCAUGGAGAAUUUCUGUAAUGAGGAGAACAAAAUCGACUAUAUGGUGGCGUGCAUGCAGUUCAUCAACAUCGUGGUUCACUCAGUGGAGGACAUGAACUUCAGGGUCCACCUUCAGUUUGAGUUCACACACCACGGCCUGGACGCCUACCUGGAGCGCCUUAGUGACACAGAGAGCGAGCGGCUACAGGUACAGAUCCAGGCCUACCUGGACAACCUGUUCGACGUGGCAGCUCUGCUGGAGGACGCAGAGGCCAAGAAUGACCUGGUGGAACACCUGGAGAGAGUUCAGCAACACAACACACAGCUGAGCUCAAGGCUAGAGGUGGUGCAGCAGGAGUCUGAGGAGAAGGUUUCCGAGCUGGAGAAGACACUGAUGCAGACCACUAAAGAGACAGAGCUUAUCAAGGAGAGUCUCCGAGAGUCCUGUUCCAAAGUGGAGGAGCUGCAGCAGAGAGAGAGAGAGAGGGAGAUAGAGCGAGAGACUGAGCGGGAGAAGGAGCUAGAGAGAGAGCGAGAGAGAGAGAAAGAGCGAGAGAGAGAGCAGGAUCUCCAGCACUCCACCCAGGUUCUGGUGGAGCGGGGCCUGGUCCGACUUGAGCGGACGCCAUCCGGACAGGUUGACCUGCAGGUGGUCUCUGUAGACCCCCUGGUGUCUCCCACAGCUUCUUUCCUCACCGCCGCUGAAGAAGCUCCCUCAUUGGCCAGUGUUGAACAAGCCCCGCCUCCUUAUCCAGCUCCACCCCCUCCUGCUGCAGCCCCACCCCCACCCCCACCUCCUCCUCCUCCCCCUCCCCCUCCCCUUCCUCCUCCUCCCCCUCCAGCGCCACUCGCUCCCCCUCCUCCACCGCCCCUUGGGUCUGCUCCUCCACGGAUAGGUGGAGAAGAUAAAUCCACAGGUGAGAAGAGGGUCCACCGCAACAAGAAGACCAUCCAGACCAAGUACCGCAUGCCACUGUUCAACUGGCAGGCCCUGAAGCCCGACCAGGUGGAGGGCACCGUCUUCAAAGAGCUGGACGACGAGCACGUGCUGGGGGAGCUGAACAUGGAGGGCUUCGAGGAGCAGUUUAAGACCAGGUCCCAGACAGCCCCGGUGGACCUGGGCACGCUGAGGGUGAGGGUGGUCCACAAGACGCCCAGCAGGGUGCCCCUCAUGGACCCCAACCGGGCCAAGAACCUCGCCAUCACCCUGCGCAAGGCGGGGACCACCCCGGCCAACAUCUGCACCGCCAUACAGACGUACAACCAGGAAGCGCUGAACCUAGACUUCCUGGAGCUGCUGGAGCGCUUCCUGCCCUCCGACUACGAGCUGAAGCUCAUCCAGAAGUACGAGAGCGAGGGCCGUUCCCUGGAGGAGCUGGGCGAGGAGGACCGCUUCAUGGUGCGGUUCAGCAAGAUUCCCCGGCUGGCCCAGCGAAUCAGCACGCUCGCUUUCAUGGGGAACUUCCCCAGCGUCAUCGUUUCACUCCAGACGCAACUCAACGCCAUCAUCGCUGCCUCCAUGUCAAUCCAGUCGUCCAGCAAGCUCAAGAAGAUCCUCGAGAUCAUUCUAGCGUUUGGGAACUACAUGAACAGCAGUAAGCGUGGCGCAGCAUACGGCUUCCGACUGCAGAGUUUAGACCUGCUGCUGGAGACCAAAUCCACAGACAGAAAGCAGACAUUGCUGCACUUCAUAGUGGACAUCAUCCAUCAGAAGUACCCCGAGCUUCGCUCAUUCUACACAGAGCUGCACUUCACCGACAAGGCUGCCCAGGUCUCUCUGGAGGGAGUACUACUGGACGUGCAAGCUCUAGAACGAGGCAUGGAGGUCACCAGGAGCGAGUACGAAACAGAAGCAGAAAACGCCGUCCUGAGUCACUUCCUGUCCAGCACGGCCGCGCCACUAGACGCCGUGGUUGCCGACGCCAACACCGCCCAGGAGGCGUACGCGACGGCCGUGGAGUACUUCGGAGAGAGCCCCAAGACCACCACGCCGUCCGUCUUCUUCCCUGUGUUCGCCCGCUUCAUCAAGGCGUACAAGCAAGCCGAGCGGGAAAACGAGCUGAGGAGGAAGCAGGAGAAAGGGACCGCCGACGCUCCUCCCACUUCACCCAAACCCAAAUUCACGGAGAACAAUAAGGUCCCUAUGUCUCCCAGGUUACCCCAGAUGGAGCUCCUGGCCGAGCUAAAGAAGCGACAGAGCGCUCCGCUGGUCAGAGAGGGGAAGGACGGCGCCAUAGAGGACAUCAUCACAGAUCUGAGGAACCAGCCGUACCGCAGGGCCGACGGCGGCAGGCGCAGUGCCAAGUGGAAAACCUCCCAGCAGCUCCAGGUCUCCUCAGACAUCUCCCUCUGAGCGACUGGAACACACCAGACGAGACCAGAUCCGACCAGACAAGACCUGGUCAGACCUGAUCCCACCCGAUAAAUGAUGCGAGCCCAGAUUACACUAGACCAGACUAGACGAAACCAGAGCAGAAUAACAAGAUUUGCGCACAAAGAGCUGCAUGUAGAGGCCAAGCAGGAAUAGGAUCAUAUAUAAUAUAUACAUAAAGUGCUGUCUUCAAAGUGACAGAACAAGGUCAGAUCUCUGCCACCGAGGACUAAGAGUCGCAUAAGAACACACACACAAGCAUGCACACACACACACACACACACACACACACACACACACACACACACACACACACACACACACACACACACACACACACACACACACACACACACACACACACACACACACACACACACACACACACAGCGGUUCCUUCCUUGUGAAACAUCUCAUGGUUCUUUCUCCUUCAGAAUCUGUUAUGUGUUUAGACGAACAGGGACAUGCUAAUGCUAAUUCUUAUUAUUUCCAUCUCGACCGGUUCUGUUAGACAAUCAUUAGAAAGAGGAACACCAAUCAGAAACGAUGGGAUAGACAGAGCUGCCGGUUGCCUAUUUACCAUGAUGCAUUAGCAAUGCUUACAUUUAGGUUGUUAGAGAUGGUUGAGUUUAGGUGUAAUGGUGGUUAUGUUAAGGGCGAAAAAAAAUUGAAGGUUGCAUUUAGGGUGUGGUUAAUUCAGCGUAAGGACAUUGGGGCAAGCAAUGCAUCAUGGGAAGAAAACGUAAAAGCAGCGCUCAAAUCAAGGGGUUUAUUGAGUUCAUCUUUGAACUCUAUGAAAGUGUAAUAUGACUGGAUAAAAUUGAAUGUGCAUGCUUUAAUCAUCUGAGAGAAUUUUAGAUAAACACGUUAAAAAUUGAAAAGAUACAUAAUAUUUUAUUAGCUAUAUUUUUCAUGAAAUUUGAACUGCAAGAUGAUAUGAUGUUCUAAUAUUUGUAGUUGCAUAU
This is a messenger RNA of Gadus chalcogrammus (walleye pollock), 4746 nucleotides long. RefSeq names its product formin-like 1b (gene fmnl1b). Gene Ontology annotation, biological process: cell migration; cortical actin cytoskeleton organization; regulation of cell shape. Bases 518 to 3763 code for a protein of 1081 amino acids. The record is from RefSeq and is a predicted model, not a curated record. The transcript is spliced from 27 exons. Gene Ontology annotation, cellular component: cytosol. NCBI's taxonomy places the organism in Eukaryota, Metazoa, Chordata, Actinopteri, Gadiformes, Gadidae. Gene Ontology annotation, molecular function: small GTPase binding; actin filament binding.